AUGUAUAGUUUUGUAUUAUUUUACAAUUUUAAAGGAACCAAAGGCCUUCGCUCGGUGCAAGCCAAGAGUAAGGUGGGCCAGCUGUAUGCUGAAGUGGUAUUCCUGCUAAGUAACUGGAAGUAUGUUCUACCAUGGCUGAUAAACCAAGCGGGUUCCCUGGUCUACUUAAUGGCUGUACAGCGACUGCCCCUAUCAACAGCAGUUCCAGCAGCGAACAGCCUCGCCUUCGCUUUCACUGCUAUUACUGCCGCUGCUAUUGGGUCUGAAGAACCGCUUGAUUCUCGUAAGAUAACUCAACUUUGGCUUUGCGAGGAGUAG
Pieris macdunnoughi is the source of this 318-nucleotide messenger RNA. The record is from the annotation of a GenBank genome assembly. Lineage: Eukaryota; Metazoa; Arthropoda; Insecta; Lepidoptera; Pieridae.